AUGGCUGAUAGUCUCAGCUUCACCAAUACCGCAUCUCGAGAUGAUUCUGAUGUUUUGCUCAUAGUCUUGAUGUGUAUCGUUUUUUGCUUUGCCAUCCGUCACGCUAACGACUUUUACACUGGAGAUACGGCGAAGGAAGGAGUCUGGAGUGGUCGCUUCCGCCAUAAAGAAGAUCAUCGCAUUCUUUCAAAAAUCGAGGCCGAUUUUGAAAAUAUGUAUAAGAAACUGAAAGGCAAGGAUGCGAAGCCUCGUCGAAUGGAAAAUAUCAGUUAUCUAUGA
Molecule: messenger RNA, 279 nt
Organism: Cooperia oncophora
Lineage: Eukaryota; Metazoa; Nematoda; Chromadorea; Rhabditida; Trichostrongylidae
Source: the annotation of a GenBank genome assembly